This is a messenger RNA of Postia placenta MAD-698-R-SB12, 420 nucleotides long. RefSeq lists its product as hypothetical. The coding region runs from base 1 to 420 and encodes 139 amino acids. Lineage: Eukaryota; Fungi; Basidiomycota; Agaricomycetes; Polyporales; Adustoporiaceae. The transcript has 4 exons. The record is from RefSeq and is a predicted model, not a curated record.
AUGGAGUGUAAGAAAUGUGGUGCAGACAUGAGGAAAGGGAGGGUGGUAGUUGACACGCAGAGCUCCAGAGGGACUAGCACUAGUGGUCGGCCUGUGCCUAUCUGCAAGUUGGCACAGUUGUCAACAAGUAGCUUUAAGUGGAAGGUUCCCACUGGUGAUGAUGCAAAGGACACUGCCAAGGGCCAGAAGCCAAGGGUGAAGCAGGUUAAGACAGCCAUUGCGAAAAAGCCAAAGGUGAUACACAACAAAAACCUCAGGCAGCACCACAGGGAGACCAAAUCAUUUCUGCUGUACACCGGCAGGAUGAACUCAUGGCGCCUGCACAUCGCAAAUCCGGACACCUGUGAGAAGGCCGAGAAGGAGAAGCAACUGAGUGAGCAGGAGAAGAAGGGAAAGCAGAAGGGUGGAAUUAGAAAUUGA